AUGGUACAUUCGAGAAAGUUCCGAGGUGUUCGCCAACGGCAGUGGGGUUCUUGGGUCUCUGAGAUUCGCCAUCCUCUACUAAAGAGAAGAGUGUGGCUUGGAACAUUCGAAACAGCAGAAGCCGCUGCAAGGGCAUACGACCAAGCAUCUCUUCUAAUGAACGGCCAAAACGCUAAGACCAAUUUCCCUGUCGUUAAAUCUGAGCAACAAGGCUCAGAUAACGUUCACGACGUUAACUCUCAGUUGAUGUCGCCAAAGUCUUUAUCUGAGCUCUUGAACGCUAAGCUAAGGAAGAGCUGCAAAGACUUGACACCGUCUUUGACGUGUCUCCGUCUCGACACAGACAGUUCCCACAUCGGAGUCUGGCAGAAACGGGCCGGGUCGAAAACAAGUCCCAACUGGGUCAUGCGUCUCGAACUCGGGAACGUAGUCAACGAAAGUGGGCAUGUUUUGGGGUUGACGACUACGAUGAAGAAACAAGACGUGGAGAAAGAAGAAGAAACUAAUGUUGAUGAAGAUCAGUUAGCUAUGGAAAUGAUCGAGGAAUUGUUGAACUGGAGUUGA
Messenger RNA from Eruca vesicaria subsp. sativa (arugula), 564 nucleotides. NCBI's taxonomy places the organism in Eukaryota, Viridiplantae, Streptophyta, Magnoliopsida, Brassicales, Brassicaceae. The record is from the annotation of a GenBank genome assembly.